AUGUUUGCAGCAGCCACCAAGAACUUUGUGAAGCAGGUCGGGGAUACAGGAAGGCUUGUUCCUGUCCCCAGCCUGAGUGAGGCGGACCGAUACCAACCCCUCAGCAUAGUCACCAAGAAGAUAAAGAAGCACCGCAUCUGGAAGAAAACCAAAUAUGCAUCCACCCCGUUCUCUUUGAAAGACAUACUUGUGGGAGAAAAGGAAAUAACCGCAGGGGUAUCUUCCUAUCAGUUGCUCAACUAUGAAGACAAGUCUGAUGUCUCCCUGAAUGGUCGGUUGGGAAAUCACCUCAUCAACGAUGUCGGGUUCAACAUCAGCGGGUCUGACUCAGUCGCUGUGAAAGCCUCCUUUGGAAUCGUGACAAAGCAUGAAGUGGAGGUUCCUACAUUACUGAGGGAACUCAGCUCAAGGAAAGUGGACCUUGAUCACUGUCUCGUCCGCCAGUCUAAAGAGAGUGGCCGGACCAUUCUUUGUGUUGUCAUGGAGAGCAUUCGCACAACUCGUCAGUGUUCUCUUACCGUACACGCAGGCAUGCAUGGAAGAACCAUGAGGUUUCAGAUCGAUGACGGACGCAACCCUAAAGGACGGGACAAAGCCAUAGUCAUUCCAGCUCAUACAACAAUCGCAUUCAGUAUAUUUGAACUUUUUGUGGGGCUGGAUGGUCGUCUUGAUAUAUGUGUCACGUCUGAGUCACUGGGUGGCUUUGAGAGAGAGCCAGUCAGAGAGCAGCUGGGUGGUUUCAUUGGACGGUUUUCGAUGGGGAGGUUACGGAGGUUUCUGUCAGGCAUCGUUUAUGGAAACCCCUUCAGAGCAGACGACAGAACCUUCGAGGAGCUCACCCAUUCAGACGUGUACACGGAUGACUUGGUGACAGACUAUUAUGAAAAGGCAGCGAGCAUGACCGACAUCUCCACCAGCUACCUCAGGGAGGGCUCUCACACCCGCGUCAACCUGCUCAACCACAAUAUCCCCAAGGGCCCCUGUGCCCUGUGCGGCAUGGGUCACCAGAGACGGGAGACGGUGUACGGCUGUCUCGAGUGCUCCGCGAACGGAAACAAGUACGUCCGCCUGCAUGUGGUGCCCUGCUUUGACCUGUGGCACAAAACUAUAAGGUGA
Messenger RNA from Megalops cyprinoides (Indo-Pacific tarpon), 1116 nucleotides. It is a transcript of the gene pjvk, whose product is annotated as pejvakin. NCBI's taxonomy places the organism in Eukaryota, Metazoa, Chordata, Actinopteri, Elopiformes, Megalopidae. The transcript is spliced from 6 exons. Bases 1 to 1116 code for a protein of 371 amino acids. The record is from RefSeq and is a predicted model, not a curated record. Gene Ontology annotation, biological process: programmed cell death. Gene Ontology annotation, cellular component: cytoplasm.